AAAACACUAAAAAUUUAAAAAAAAUAAAAAUAAAAAUAAAAACCAGCUGAAAAUGGAGGCCACCACUAUCCACAGCGCCGAGGCCAAACGGUGGCUAAACACCGCCGUUAAGCUUCUGACGACACGUGACCUGCACGGGACCAGAAGCUUCGCGAUCCGAGCUCGCGAAUCGUACCCGAGGCUCGACACCGCUGACGAAAUAAUCGCCGUCGCCGACACUCUCAUCGCCGGUGAGUCACGGAUCAACAACCAGCACGACUGGUACGCCAUCCUCCAGGUCCAAAGAAACACUCAGAACCUUGAGAUUAUCGCCUCUCAGUAUCGGCGUCUCGCUAUCCUCCUCAACCCCCAGAAGAGCCAGCUUCCGUACUCCGAUGAGGCUUUCAGGCUUGUCUCCGAGGCCUGGUCCGUGCUCUCGAACCCUUCCAAGAAGGUAGUAUACGACAGUGAGUUGAAUGUCCAAACGCAGUUCGAGUUGGGGACCGGGUCGACUCAGCUGCAUGAUCGGCAGCCAUUCCUGCAGAAGCACCAGCCUCAGCAGCCGGUUAGGAGAAGCCCUAGGACUAAGGAAGGUAGGCCAGCUGCCGCAGCAGUGGAGGAGGACAGUCCGAGGGUGAACAAUGUGACCGAUUCGACUCGGUCAAUAACUCGGCCAGGUCGGCCAGGUCGGCAGUCAGUGCCGAGCACACGCGCCUCGACGGCGGCCAGGUCGGAAGCGCCGUCGAAUUUCUGGACGGCGUGUCCGUACUGCUACUUCCUUUACGAGUACCCGAAGGUUUACGAAGACUGUGCGCUUCGGUGUCAGAACUGCAAGAGGGCGUUCCACGCGGCGAUGAUACCGUCACCGCCGUUGACAGAGACAAAGGAUGCUUAUUUCUGCUGCUGGGGUUUUUUCCCAUUGGGAUUUUCGGGGAAAGGUAAAAACACUGCUGGGUCUUCGAAUUGGAAUCCCAUUUCGGCUAUGUUUGCAUGUCCUUUACCAGCUCAGGGAAAGAGAACUAGUAAUAACAGAUCUUCGUCCCCCAAGUUCGUUUAUCACGAUGAAGAUGUGAUUGUUGAGGUUUCCGAUGAGAGUGAUGAUUCCGAUGACGAAUGGGGGAGGAGUGGUAGGAGAAAGAGGGCUAGAAAUUCAAAGGGAAAAGGUUCCGUGGUUGCUAAUAACAUUCCCAAGAGAGCACCUUCUGAGAGGUUGAAGAGAGGGAAUACUCAAAAUGUAGAGGGGAUGGAUAAUGCUGGAAAUGGUCAGGUUUUUGACAGCGCGGCGGCAAGUGGGGCGGCGCCGAGGACGGAUUCGAGUAAGAAGGCCGUGGCAUCGGCCAGUAAUGCCAAGAAGAAAGGGAAGGCAAAGUGGGGGAGGUUGGAUUUGAAUGUGGAGUUUAGCAAUGAAAUUGAGGAACCUGCACCGGGAAUGAGUGAAGGGAAUGGGGCCGGAAAUCAGGAGGGAGAUAAUAUCGAAGGCAUCGGAUUUUUCGAGGGUCUUGACGAGUUUUUGAGCAGUUUGCCAAUACUUAAUGUUGUUGGGGAUGACAAGGUCAAGGCUACUUGAUAAAAGGUUAUGUACUUUGUAGCUCUUUUCUUUUGUAGAGGUUUUCUUUUGUACCAAUGUAGAUUAUGAUGUGGUGAAAGGAUGUUUCUUCUCUGAUUUUGAGGCCCACUUUCAUAGUUAAUUAUGAAAGAACCUGGUUAAAGAGAACCUUACAGGUGAACUUUGAAUUCUCUAUCUGAUAGGUGGCUGACAUUCUCUUUUUA
This is a messenger RNA of Ziziphus jujuba (common jujube), 1749 nucleotides long. RefSeq lists its product as uncharacterized. Lineage: Eukaryota; Viridiplantae; Streptophyta; Magnoliopsida; Rosales; Rhamnaceae. The coding region runs from base 53 to 1546 and encodes 497 amino acids. The record is from RefSeq and is a predicted model, not a curated record. The transcript is spliced from 2 exons.